Linderina pennispora is the source of this 510-nucleotide messenger RNA. RefSeq lists its product as uncharacterized. The transcript has a single exon. Lineage: Eukaryota; Fungi; Kickxellomycota; Kickxellomycetes; Kickxellales; Kickxellaceae. The record is from RefSeq and is a predicted model, not a curated record. Bases 63 to 257 code for a protein of 64 amino acids.
UUUGUCGCGCAUCUCAGAGCUUGCCCCACGAAAUCUUGACAGGCUGGUCGCACGGGUUCGAGAUGUGCGGCAUGUACGAUGACAGCAGAUUGGUGCCGAACCCGCACCCCUCGCACACAUACGUGUAUCCCAGGACGCGCUCAACUGCUGGCAGUGAGGGCGCAGUCAGGGACACAGGCGACGACAGCAGGGAGUCGGCAGCAGCCGACGACCCGCUCGACGACACCGACGAACGGCGGCGCAUGUGCGGCUGGUAGGAGACAGAGCUGGGCUUGAAGAAAUCCAUUGCCGGGUAUUUUGCUGGGAAUACGAAACUGUGGAGCGGGUGAAAAGAAUGGAGAGGAGGGAAAGGCUGUCAGUUUUUCUGGAGUCUAGCAGAGGAGAAGGGCGAGAGCAGCCCAGCCGCGACUUUUAUAUCUCCGAAAAAGUGGAUUCCUGUCUGUGGCCAAGAGUUUUUUUCGAGGGAUUCACAGGCCACAUAUUUGGCAUUUGUCAGAGGGCAGAGUAAAU